AACUGACCCUCCACGUGGUAUGUGUUGUUGACACAGAUGAAGACCAGGACAAACUCUGAUAAGGGACUGCUUUAAAUUUGAAACCUGAGAAGAAAUUCUCACAUUUACACAUCAACAGACAGAGAGAAUACCCUGCAUCAGCUGAAAUUAUGCAUCUGCAGAUUGCGAUUUUGACUUUCACCUUUGCUACCACAACAGCAUUUCCGCUCAAUCACGAGGACAGUCGAGAAGCCCCAUGGAGUUUACAGAGAGACAAUCAGGCCAUUGACAAGAAACCUUUUGCCAAAGAUUCAAAUGGAAUGUGGAAGAACCAUGUUGUGAGCAGUGACCUUUACUCCCAGGAUUCCUACAACCCCAUGGCUACUGAACUCCGACAAAAGCUGAGUAUGGAGUCUGAACGGCUGAGGGCUCGUCUAAAGCAGGAGCUUGCUGAGCUGAGGGAGAGGCUCUCUCCUUACCCUAGCCACCCAAAACACAGUCUGGCCAAUGUCAGAGACUUCUUAGCCCCCUUCACAAAGCAACUCCAGACUGCUCUCCAGUCAAACACCCAUGAACUCUGUGAGAGACUCAGUCUGAAUCUCCAAGACCUGAACCCAGAUGAAACAACGCUCUACCAAGAGGCAGCGCAGAUGAUCACCCAAGCACUGGAUGAAAGCCACCAGAAAAGGACUGCAGCUUUUGAGGAGUUUAAAACAAAAGCCUUUGAAGCUGUCGAGAAGGAAAAGGACAGCAGUGGAAAAGAACUCUGGGAGGAAGUGACUGCCAGGCUCGGACAGGAAGUCUGUACCUUCAGUUUGGAGGUACAAGGCAAGGUGGCAGCACUGAAAAUCGUUUUGGCUGGCCAUCUUGCAUCGACACAGCCUCCAAGAGAUUUGAUGGCUUCAAAAGUGGACCAGUUCUGCCAGAAUUCCUCGGUUUGGAAUCAACAGUUUAUUUCUAAUUUAGACCAACAGAUAAUCACACUACAAGAAAAUCAGAAUAAUAAUGAUUCAGCUAGCAUUCAUCAGACAAACAUAGAGUCCAUACAGGAGGAUUUCUCUACUAGACUUACAGCCCUUUUACAAGACAUUGUACACACCCUAAAUUAACAUGGAAUACUUGAAUAUCCAUUCCUAGAAAUCCAAAUGUAAUGUAAAUAUUAGCUCAUGCAAUGUUUGGAUUGUACACUGUAAACUGUAACUUUUGUAAAAUGCUCUUUGUAUGUACAGUUUUCAAAGAUAAUCUUAUAUAAAGUAUGUGGAAAUCAACCGAUCUGUCAAGUGAUAGAAACAACCAAGAACCUUUCAUUUAAUGCAGGUUUAUUAAAAAUUGUUCUGUUGUACUGUAUAUGUUGUUUCAUAAACUAUUCAAAAAUAUGUAAAUAAAGAUAUAUUUGU
Molecule: messenger RNA, 1376 nt
Organism: Xyrauchen texanus (razorback sucker)
Lineage: Eukaryota; Metazoa; Chordata; Actinopteri; Cypriniformes; Catostomidae
Product: apolipoprotein A-IV-like
Exons: 4
Coding region: 150-1088 (312 amino acids)
Source: RefSeq, a predicted model, not a curated record